CCUUAUCAACCUCAGAAGACCAAAGUGCAUCAAGAGGCUUAAGCUCACAAGGAGAACAGGACUGGUAUUCGUCUUUGUCAAUAGGGAAAUACUCGUACACAGUUUCAACGUGCAACGACAAAGAGGAAGGAAGCGACUGGAGAACAACAGAAGAUGUAUCACCAACAUCAGGGCCCUAGUGAGCUCUUCACUACUAGGACGACCUUUCCCAUGGAGAGGCAUCUGUUUCUGCAUGGAGGAAGUACACAAGGAGAUUCCGGGCUAGUUCUCUCAACCGAUGCAAAACCAAGGCUGAAAUGGACACCCGAGUUACAUCAGCGAUUUGUAGAUGCGGUCAAUCAAUUGGGUGGAGCAGAGAAAGCUACUCCAAAAACAGUCAUGAGGCUUAUGGGCAUUCCAGGACUCACCUUGUAUCAUCUGAAAAGCCACCUCCAGAAAUACAGGCUCAGUAAGAACCUCCAAGCUCAAGUUAACGUUGGGACAAACAAGAACACCAUAGGAUGCGCAAUUGUAGCUGAUGGCAUGCCGGGAACAAGUGUGCCAGCAAUGAUCAAUACAAAUGUCAUUCCACAGCCAGAGAAAACUAUGCAAAUUGGUGAAGCCCUACAGAUGCAAAUCGAGGUGCAGAGGCAAUUAAACGAACAACUCGAGGUACAACGGCAUCUGCAACUACGGAUAGAGGCCCAAGGGAAGUAUCUGCAGGCAGUUCUAGAGCAGGCCCAAGAGAGCCUUGGAAAACAGAAUUCGGGUCCUGCAAACCUGGAAGAUGCAAAAUUGAAAAUAUCAGAAUUAGUCUCACAAGUAUCAAAUGAAUGUUUCGGCAAUGCAGUUACAGAGAUAAAAGAAAGUUCAAGUAUGCACAGACUAGAGCCAAGGCAAAUCCAAUUCAUGGAAAGUUCAUCAACCAAUAACUGUUUGGCUGCAGCCGGAGGAUUCAUCAAUGAGCAUAGACUACACAGCCAUGGAAUGCUCAAAGCAUAUGAUGAUAGUUCAAUAUUUUGUAGAAAGCAAUCUCCUGGCCAUGAGUAUCAGUUUUCUCUUAAUAGGAGCCUAAGCGAGCGUAAGAUGGGUCAUUUGCACAAUGUGAAUGAGUACCACAAAGCCGAGUUUGGAAGUGAAAGUGACACAGAGAUUCAACAUGAGUAUAUUACAGCUCAAAAGAAUGGCAGAGGCAGCACCACCAGUUCAGCCUCAGGAAGCAAAGAAAGAGAUGCAGGCAGACUAUAUCUUGAAGAACCAAACUGCAAGAGACAAGCGGUUGAACAUUCAGGUUUUGAGCAUCCAAGUUCUGGGAAGAAACUUGAUCUGAACACUCAGAACACUGAUGAUGGUGAUCAAGGAUAUAGGCAUUUUGAUUUAAAUGGCUUCAGCUGGAGCUGAACUGUUAAUGAUAUGCAAUAUGAUUGAAGAGAAGAAAUGAGCAUACAAAUAACUUUUCCUGGCAUUUUCAACACCAUUAUUUGGUGAUUUGCAUAGGUCAAAAAGAAAUACUAGUACACCAGAGUUCAACCAUUGAGUACAGAAACUGAGAUAUUAUGGAUCAGCAGUUUAAAUCUCCAUUUCAAGAGGUGUAAUAUACAUGAAUAGGAUAUCAAGUCUGUACAAUAACAAAAAGGAAUAGGGAUGGAAUCGUGGAAUAUAGGAAUAGAAUGCAGAAGGCAAAGAUAGCUAUAGAACCACCAA
This is a messenger RNA of Hordeum vulgare subsp. vulgare (domesticated barley), 1683 nucleotides long. RefSeq names its product myb-related protein 2-like. The transcript is spliced from 7 exons. NCBI's taxonomy places the organism in Eukaryota, Viridiplantae, Streptophyta, Magnoliopsida, Poales, Poaceae. Bases 154 to 1380 code for a protein of 408 amino acids. The record is from RefSeq and is a predicted model, not a curated record. Gene Ontology annotation, molecular function: DNA-binding transcription factor activity; DNA binding.